Messenger RNA from Arthroderma uncinatum, 1680 nucleotides. RefSeq lists its product as uncharacterized. Bases 1 to 1680 code for a protein of 559 amino acids. Gene Ontology annotation, cellular component: membrane. The record is from RefSeq and is a predicted model, not a curated record. NCBI's taxonomy places the organism in Eukaryota, Fungi, Ascomycota, Eurotiomycetes, Onygenales, Arthrodermataceae. The transcript has 7 exons.
AUGCCGUACAUAUCUCUCGCCACGUACCGGUUUAUAACCGUGGUCGCUGCAACCCUUGUCGCGCUGGCAAGCGGAACUAAUUAUGUAUAUUCAGCAUGGGCACCACAGUUCGCCGACCGCCUGAAGCUCACCUCGACAGAAGGGAAUCUAAUUGGCGCUGCUGGAAAUGUGGGUUUAUAUGCAGUUGGAAUCCCCAUUGGAUAUAUGGUGGACACCAGAGGAACUAGACCUGGUACCCUCAUUGGAGCUAUUGCUUUAUUCUGCGGUUAUUUUCCAAUUCAUAGAGCCUACGCUGCUGGCGCCGGGUCCAUGAACGUUGCGCUAUUAUGCUUCUUCUCCUUCCUUUCGGGCAUGGGAAGUUGUGCAGCGUUCUCAGCAGCAAUAAAAACAGCUGCAAGCAACUUCCCCGACCAUCGAGGCUCGGCAACUGCUUUCCCACUCGCAGCGUUUGGUCUUAGUGCAUUUGGCUUCUCAGCAGUGUCAGCCAUGGCGUUCAAAGACGAUACCUCUCAGUUUCUUUUAUUACUUGCCGUCGGCCCUUCGUCAUUGAUACUGGCCUGCGCGUAUUUCCUACAAAUACUUCCCCCACCGCCAUCAUACUCUGCAGUUGCGAAUGGUGAAUAUCCCGAGUCAAAUGUAUUGCAAAGUAUCCAACCUGCUGAAAAUAUACAAGUGGCUUCUGAAACCGAUUCGAACCGUGCGAUUGCCUCCUCCUCCUCUGCGCAGGUUACCGCACCGCUACCUGCAGAAUGUCCGGCUGUUCCAAAUGCUUCUGACGCAGAAGCCGACGAGACCUCAUCCCUGAUGAGCAGGGCUAGGUCGCUGAGUGAUAGUGGCAGCUACCUUCAACCUCAAUCUUCUAAGCCUAGCGGCACCGACCAUGCUAGCACCGAUAUACGGGGAAUGCGCCUUCUCCCUACGCCACAGUUUUGGCAAUUAUUUUUACUGCUCGGUAUUUCUACAGGAGUUGGAUUGAUGACUAUUAAUAAUAUUGGUAACGACGUCAUGGCCUUAUGGAGGUACCGCAAACCCAAUGUCAGCCCCCAUUUUCUUCGGGAAAGACAAGCCGUACAUGUUUCGAUCUUCUCUGUGAUCAGCUUUGUAGGACGUCUUUUAAGUGGUAUAUCUCUCUCAAUAUCCUACACUUUAAUCAACAAAGACACUCUAACAUUUCCCUUGUCAGGUAUUGGAUCGGACUUCGUCGUUAAACGCCUCCACAUGUCACGAUUCUGGUGUCUUUUCGCCGCCAGCAUCCUAUUCUGCAUCUCCCAAUUUGGGGGUAGCACGAUUUCCAACCCACGCCACCUCCUAUUCGUUUCGUCUCUGACCGGCCUAGCAUACGGUAUGCUCUUCGGUGUUUACCCGGCCAUCGUCUCCCAUACAUUCGGUAUAUCCGGUUUCUCCCAAAAUUGGGGCGUCAUGACCCUUGCAGCCGCUAUUUUUGGUCACAUUUUCAAUUACAUUUAUGGUGCUAUAUAUGAUAGCCACUCGAAGCUAUCACCGGAUGGCAAACGUCAAUGUAAUAUGGGCUUAGAGUGCUAUGCAACGGCGUAUUUGGUGGCCUUUUACGCUUCCAUAUUCUGCGCUGUAUUGACAUUAUUGGGGAUGUUCCUCGAGAGGCGAGGAGUUCCCCGCGGUAUGGAUGCUGACGAAGACGAGGUUGAUGAACGAAUUGCAUGA